CGGUAGCUCACUUGAAGUUUGAAGAAAAAGAGUGCACGAACGUUUUUUUUCGAUCGGUAGUUUUUUAUAAGGAGCGACAUUUAGAUAUGUGUGACGACGAAGUUGCCGCAAUUGUCGUUGAUAAUGGCUCUGGCAUGUGUAAAGCCGGAUUUGCUGGUGAUGAUGCUCCACGGGCGGUUUUUCCGUCCAUCGUUGGCAGACCACGCCACCAGGGUGUGAUGGUUGGAAUGGGUCAAAAGGACAGCUAUGUUGGAGACGAGGCUCAGAGCAAAAGAGGUAUCCUCACCCUAAAAUACCCCAUAGAGCAUGGAAUUGUAACAAACUGGGAUGACAUGGAGAAGAUCUGGCAUCAUACAUUCUACAAUGAGCUGCGUGUGGCCCCAGAGGAACACCCAGUUCUGCUGACAGAAGCUCCCCUUAAUCCAAAGGCCAACAGAGAAAAGAUGACCCAGAUCAUGUUUGAGACCUUCAACUCCCCCGCCAUGUAUGUUGGUAUCCAAGCAGUGCUUUCGCUGUAUGCAUCUGGCCGUACCACUGGCAUUGUAUUAGAUUCUGGAGAUGGUGUGAGCCACACUGUUCCCAUCUAUGAAGGCUAUGCCCUGCCCCAUGCCAUCCUUCGUCUUGACCUUGCUGGGCGUGACCUGACAGACUACCUGAUGAAGAUCCUCACAGAACGUGGAUAUUCCUUCACUACCACAGCAGAGAGAGAAAUUGUUCGUGACAUCAAGGAAAAACUGUGUUAUGUUGCACUUGAUUUUGAGCAGGAGCUGGCAACUGCAGCACAGUCAUCCGCCUUGGAGAAGAGCUACGAGUUACCAGAUGGUCAAGUGAUUACCAUUGGAAACGAGAGGUUCAGGUGUCCAGAGUCCAUGUUCCAGCCUUCUUUCAUUGGCAUGGAAGCAGCUGGAAUCCAUGAAACGUGCUUCAAUUCCAUCAUGAAGUGUGAUGUGGAUAUCCGUAAAGAUUUGUAUGGUAACUCUGUGUUAUCUGGAGGGAGCACUAUGUACCCUGGAAUUGCCGACCGCAUGCAGAAGGAAAUCACUGCCCUUGCCCCAAGCACAAUGAAAGUCAAAAUCAUUGCUCCACCAGAAAGAAAAUACUCCGUAUGGAUUGGUGGCUCCAUUCUUUCCUCUCUGUCAACCUUCCAACAGAUGUGGAUAAGUAAGCAGGAGUAUGAUGAGUCUGGUCCCAGCAUUGUGCACAGAAAGUGCUUUUAACUGCUUAUUCAGGAUUGAAAUGGUCAGAAGCACAUGCACAGUCUGAAAUCUUUGUUUUUCACUAGGAGUUGACAUUUUAUUUAACUUUGUUAGGUGCAUGGCAAAAAAAGCCAAACUAAAUUCUGAAGUUAUUUCGUUAUUUUAUAAGCAGAAAUUGCGCCUUUCAAAAUUGAAGUAUAAUCUUUGCUAUAAAUCUUUUAAUAUUGAUGUUUUAAAUUGUUAUGCCAGUUUAUUGUCUGAUAAGUAUUCAGGUAUAAUAAAUUAAUGAUGACAGAAAUUAUUAGAAUUUCUGUCAUGAUAAACAGAUGUUUUAACUUGUUAAAAGUACUCUUGUUAGAGGUGUGAAGGUAAGAGUGUUAAUAAAUGAC
Molecule: messenger RNA, 1585 nt
Organism: Lingula anatina
Lineage: Eukaryota; Metazoa; Brachiopoda; Lingulata; Lingulida; Lingulidae
Product: actin-1
Source: RefSeq, a predicted model, not a curated record